Molecule: messenger RNA, 1155 nt
Organism: Phragmites australis (common reed)
Lineage: Eukaryota; Viridiplantae; Streptophyta; Magnoliopsida; Poales; Poaceae
Product: ocs element-binding factor 1-like
Exons: 1
Coding region: 494-904 (136 amino acids)
Biological process (GO): positive regulation of DNA-templated transcription
Cellular component (GO): nucleus
Molecular function (GO): DNA-binding transcription factor activity; transcription cis-regulatory region binding
Source: RefSeq, a predicted model, not a curated record
ACCUUCCCCAUUUCCUCAAGCUACCUUUGCGCAAGAGCCCUCGGUUCGUCAUUGCCUUCUUUCAGCUAAGUCCUCGCUCCAUUCUUUUAUCGCAUUCAGGUCCUCGGUAGUCUCUUUUCCUUCCUGAGGAACUCUUGCACACAGCCCCCUCAGGUUACUCGAAUUCUAGUUUGCCGGUCCCCGUUGUGUAGAUCCAGGGAACCCAGCCGCCGUCCCCAUGUUUACCUACCCGUUCCUCUGACGGACGCCGUCCUCCGAUGAAGCUGAACGUGCUCCGCCGCCGUCGCUCCCACUCAUUCUCCGUCGCCUUCCUCUACUGGUUCUACGUCUUCUCAUGAACUCAUCGCCCUCUCCCAAGAGCACCACCUUCUCAUCCGGUCUCUAGGUUGUUAGAUCUCUCGUAGUUUCUUGUCUUCUUUGAUUCUUUCUUUUUUUUCCUCCCGAAAAAAGCCCGUUUCUUGGACCGAGUCUGUUCAAGAAGAUCGAUCCAACCAUGUCUUCGCGCCGGAGCUCGAGCCCGGAGAGCAACACCGACGGCAGCGGCGGCGGGUUCCCCGCCGACGAGCGCAAGCGCAAGAGGAUGCUGUCGAACAGGGAGUCCGCGCGCCGGUCCCGCGCGCGGAAGCAGCAGCGGCUGGAGGAGUUGGUCGCCGAGGUGGCCCGCCUCCAGGCCGAGAACGCGCAGGUGCAGGCGCGGAUCUCCACCUUCGACCGCGAGUUGAGCAAGGUGGACGGCGAGAACGCCGUGCUGCGCGCCCGCCACGGCGAGCUGUCCGGAUGGCUGGAGGUGCUCCAGAUGGCUGGCGCCCCCGUGGACAUCCCGGAGGUCUCCGACCCACUGCUCCGCCCCUGGCAGCCGUCGUUCCAGCUGCAGCCCAUCGCCGCUGACGCGUUCCAGUUCUGAGCCAGCGGCACCGCCAUGGUCAUCUGCUGCUUACUACUACUAAGAUCACUAGUACUGUUCUACGAUCCCUGUGACUAUGAUCUAGACCAUUAAUAAAAUUAGAGUGUGAUUGUAAUCUUAUCAUGUACUCCAUUAAAAUGUGUUCUCCUGGAGCAAAAAGGGUGUGGAUGUGUAUGAGAUGGGAGCACAUGGAUUCUGGUUGUAAUAUCUUGACAUGGAUCCAAUAAUAUAUGCUUGCAUUUCUACUUAAA